Molecule: messenger RNA, 795 nt
Organism: Colletotrichum aenigma
Lineage: Eukaryota; Fungi; Ascomycota; Sordariomycetes; Glomerellales; Glomerellaceae
Exons: 1
Coding region: 1-795 (264 amino acids)
Source: RefSeq, a predicted model, not a curated record
AUGCCUCUGCUGGCACCAUCUCCACAGAUGGUACUUGUGGCAAGAAUGGCAAGAUAUGCAAGGGCUCCGGGUUUGGUGACUGCUGCUCAUCUUCAGGCUUCUGUGGCAGCUCCAGCGAUCAUUGUGGAACAGGUUGUCAAACUUCGUUCGGCACUUGUAAUGCUGGCUCUGGCAGCAUUUCCACCGACGGAUCUUGUGGUAAAAAUGGGAAAACAUGCAAAGGGUCAACAUUCGGCGACUGUUGCAGUUCCUCGGGCUAUUGUGGCGGCACAAGCGAUCACUGUGGCUCAGGUUGCCAGGCCUCGUUUGGUAAGUGCAACAGUGGUUCCGGAAGCAUUUCCACGGAUGGGUCUUGCGGGAAGAACGGCAAGACCUGCAAGGGAUCAGCUUUCGGUGAUUGUUGCAGCUCAUCUGGGUACUGUGGAGGCGCCAGUGACCACUGUGGAACAGGCUGCCAGGGCUCGUUCGGUACAUGCAACACUGGCUCGGGCGCAGUAUCUACUGAUGGAGCUUGUGGUAAGAAUGGAAGAAUUUGUAAGGGAUCAACUUACGGAGACUGCUGCUCUUCUAGCGGCUACUGUGGCAAGUCGACUGAUCACUGCGGUGCGGGCUGCCAGUCUGCAUUUGGGACAUGCAGUAGUGGUUCAGCGGCCAUCUCAACCGACGGUGCCUGCUCAACAAACGGCAAGACGUGUAAGAGCUCGACCUUUGGCGAUUGCUGUAGUGCUUCGAACUACUGCGGCAAGACGACUGCUCAUUGCGGAUCUGGAUGGUAAGUUAUUGCCCAUGACCUGA